ACCGUCUUCUCUCUCAUCAUCAUCAACAAGGCCGGCGGUCUGAUAUACAACAAGACUUUCCACGAAGGCGGCCUCAACAAAAUCAGCACAAACGACUACCUCGUACUAGCCGGAACCUUUCACGGAGUUCAUGCCAUCACCGCGCGGUUGAACCCCGUCAAGCCAGUGGCACCGCCCCCUACUCCCGGCACGAAUGAGCCGCCCAACCGCCCGGAGCCUUCGUCCGGGCUCGAAGUCCUCGAGACGGAGAACUUUCGCAUGCAGUGCUUCAACACUCUGACCGGCACCAAGUUCCUCCUCUUCACCGAGACCACGCAGACCAACGUGGACGUCACCAUCAAGAGGAUAUACGACUUGUACGCCGACUACGUGAUGAAGAACCCCUUUUACUCAUUGGAAAUGCCCAUCCGAUGCGACAUCUUUGACCGCAAGUUAUUGUCCUACAUCAGAGAGAUCAACAACCGGUGA
Molecule: messenger RNA, 468 nt
Organism: Trichoderma reesei QM6a
Lineage: Eukaryota; Fungi; Ascomycota; Sordariomycetes; Hypocreales; Hypocreaceae
Product: cis-Golgi transport protein particle complex subunit
Exons: 2
Biological process (GO): endoplasmic reticulum to Golgi vesicle-mediated transport
Cellular component (GO): TRAPP complex
Source: RefSeq, a predicted model, not a curated record